This is a messenger RNA of Myotis daubentonii (Daubenton's bat), 1115 nucleotides long. It is a transcript of the gene GPX8, whose product is annotated as glutathione peroxidase 8 (putative). Lineage: Eukaryota; Metazoa; Chordata; Mammalia; Chiroptera; Vespertilionidae. Gene Ontology annotation, molecular function: glutathione peroxidase activity. Gene Ontology annotation, biological process: response to oxidative stress. The record is from RefSeq and is a predicted model, not a curated record.
CCGUCCUCCGGGUUUUCCAUGGAACUGGGCUUGGGGUUUCGAGUUUCAGCUCCUCCUCGAAAGCCAUCCCGCUGGGCCCUCCCUCCCGGUCCUCCAAGAUGGAGCCUCUGGCCGCGCCGCCCCUGCGCUGCUCGGGGCCGAGGGCCAAGGUGCUGGCCGUGCUGCUGUGCCUGGCGCUGUGCGCGGGGACGCUGCUGCUGCUGCAGCUCAGGGCCCGCCCGGCCCGGCCCGGCGGCUUCUACGCCUUCGAGGUGAAGGACGCCGCGGGCCGGCCCGUCUCCCUGGAGAAGUUCAAAGGCAAAGUCACGCUAGUUGCCAACGUGGCCAGCGACUGCCGGCUCACCGACAGCAACUACCUGGCGCUGCAGGCGCUGCACCGCGAGUUCGGGCCCUUCCACUUCAGCGUGCUGGCCUUCCCCUGCAACCAGUUCGGGGAGGCCGAGCCCCGGCCCAGCAGGGAGGUCGUGUCCUUCGCCAGGAGCACCUACGGAGUCACCUUCCCCAUCUUCCACAAGAUUAAGAUCCUGGGGCCCGAAGCAGAGCCCGCAUUCCGCUUCCUUGUGGAUUCUUCCAACAAGGAGCCGAGGUGGAACUUCUGGAAGUACCUGGUCAGCCCCGAGGGCCGCGUGGUCAGGUCCUGGAGGCCCGAGGAGCCCGUGGACGCCAUCCGGCCUGAGGUGGCCGAUCUGAUCCGGCAGAUGAUCAUUCGGAAGAGGGAGGACCUCUGAGAAGGCAGGAGUCGCCGCCACACAGUCCUAGCCCAGUGUCUGUCUCCUCGGCGGGCGGCGCGGCCCGAGUGCAAACCCGGGCGGGCAAGGCGGGCGCUGCGGGGCUUCUUGCGGCCGUGCUCCUGAUGAGCGUCCCAGAGCAAACACAGGGCGUCCGGGGCCCCCGGGGCGCACUAGGCCCUGUGGCCGCACCGAGCGAGCAGGACGGCCCCCGCGUGCGUCAUGUCCUGUUGCUCGACACUCCCUAGGCCCCUCCUGGACGUGCCACACAGACCACCGAGCGCCAGACACCGUGCGACUGAAAUGUGUAACUAACUGUAAAUGACCGUUUUUAUGUAAUAAAACACAAAAUAAACGUUAUAAAGUACAUAUACAUUUAGAUCCAAA